ACGGGACUCUUGAGCGAUAAGGCUGAAAUGGAACUAACUGUGUUUGUCAUUGCUUUAAUCCCUGUAUCAAUACCCUCUUUCCAUCUAAUUGACUGUCUAUAAGGCAGCGUCUAGCUGUUAAACUAAAGCUACUGUAAACUCAUAGCGUGAAGGUGACAGUUGGUACUAGUGGACUGCUUUUGAAAGCUAAGCGAAUCAAUUCUUGUUGAAAAUUUAUUUUGAAUGAGCGAAAGACCAGCAGUCCAACCCCCUCCACUUUUUUUCUGUUUCUCUCUCUCUCACACACUCACUCUUUAUUUAAAAGAAAAACCUGUCAACUAUGGCAACACCAGAAGCUACAUCUGCAACUCCUAGACUUUUUACCCCACUUUCUGGUAAUUUUGGCCUUAAAGGUGAUCAAAAGCCUACGGGAUCUGCUUGGAAUCCACUUCAGUGGCCCUCUUGGUUCUCAUACCAUAAAGGACGUUUAAACUUGCCUAGUCCCGGAAAAUUUGAAAGACUUCAUGGCGAAGUAACCAAGGAGGUCUUUACUACCGCUUACCUCUUUGACGGUGCUCAAGCCAACAUUAUCAAGGAACUUUCUGCCAAUUUCCACGUUCAACAUCAAUUCUCUUUAGGCUCUCAAGUUAUGCCACCCAUGUAUAACUUUAUGUCUGGCUACAUGACCGAAAAGACCAUGUUGCAAGGUACCAUGGAUAACGAUACAAACUUAAACGGCGUUUUCAGACAUGCUUGGUCGAAUAAAUAUGUGACCAAGGUGGUUGCACAGUUUACCAACAUGCCUGGUCAUUCUAUGGUUCAACUUGAGCAAGAAGUAAAUGGAUCAGAUUAUUCUUUGAACUUUAAGACGAUGAAUGCCAAUCCAUUAGAGAUGACAGGUCUCUACAUGGCUUCCUACCUUCAAUCUGUCACCCAAAGCUUGGUAGUAGGAAGUGAAAUCGUCUUGCAGCGUCCUACACGCGACAUGGAAGAGACUGCCAUGUCAUUAGUUGGUAAAUACACUGGUAAAGACUUUAUUGCGACUGCACAAUUCCAAGGCAUGGGAGCAAUACAAGCCAGUUAUUAUCAACGUAUUAAUGAAAAGGUUGACUUUGGUGUCGAACUUAACUUGAUGGCCCAAGGUGGUCGCAGAGAAGCUGUUGCCACUGUAGGCGGCAAAUUCGAUUUUAGAGCAGCUACUUUCAGAGGACAGAUUGAUACAACAGGUAGAGUAUCCGCUGUCUUGGAAGAAAAGAUGGCUCCUGGUUUCUCUUUCCUCAUCAGUGGUGACUUGGAUCAUAUGAAGGUUUGUUGCUAUUGUUUAUCUUUUUCUUUAUAUACUUACAAUAUAAAUAGGGU
Rhizopus microsporus ATCC 52813 is the source of this 1338-nucleotide messenger RNA. RefSeq lists its product as uncharacterized. The record is from RefSeq and is a predicted model, not a curated record. Gene Ontology annotation, biological process: protein import into mitochondrial matrix. The annotation marks the transcript as partial. The transcript is spliced from 4 exons. Gene Ontology annotation, molecular function: transmembrane protein transporter activity. Gene Ontology annotation, cellular component: mitochondrial outer membrane translocase complex; mitochondrial outer membrane. NCBI's taxonomy places the organism in Eukaryota, Fungi, Mucoromycota, Mucoromycetes, Mucorales, Rhizopodaceae.